AUGUCGUGUUCUGCCGUAAACUGCACGAAUCGAAGUAGUCAGGGUAUACGUCUAUUCAGAUUUCCGGCUCAACUUGAACGCAGAAAAAUUUGGAUAAAUAAUACCAGAAGAGCGCAAUGGCAACCUACAGAAUCUGCUCGUCUGUGUGAAAUUCAUUUUGAAGAGAACCAAUUUGAAAGAAAAAGGAUAGAUGGCUGGAUUAAAUUAAAAUGGGACGCCAUUCCUACAAUUUUUAAUGUUCCAAAUCCACCGAAGAGCACAAUGACAAAAAGAAAAUCCAAAUACAAGAUACUUGAUCCUCCUUUGAAUGUUCAACCAAAUGAAAUUGAAAAUACAACUGGUGCAAGUAUGCAGUCAUUGCAGUCUAUACCUGAUGAUACUACAUUGAGUGUUGGACAAAAUGAAAUUGAAAAUAAAACUGAUGAUAAUAUGCAGUCAUUGCAGUCUUCAUUACAAAUGGAAAAUUAAGUGUUGAGAAAGGAAAACGACCGUUUAAAAAGAGCAAAUGAGCAGUUUGUUAAAUAUCUAGAACAGACAAAUGAAAAUUUUAAACAACAACUAGAGGAUCGAUCAAAGUUGUUAGAAACAUUUUUGAAUAAAGACCAAAUUAUGGCGUUGUCAACCAACAAAAUGCAUGAAUGGUCUAAAGAAACUAUUGUCAAAUCACUAAAGCUAAGAUUCAGUCUUGGUGUGAGUGGGUAUAAUUACUUACACGAAACAAAAUUUCCUAUACCUUCAUACAGC
Metopolophium dirhodum (rose-grain aphid) is the source of this 744-nucleotide messenger RNA. RefSeq names its product peroxynitrite isomerase THAP4-like. The transcript has 5 exons. The coding region runs from base 1 to 468 and encodes 155 amino acids. The record is from RefSeq and is a predicted model, not a curated record. Lineage: Eukaryota; Metazoa; Arthropoda; Insecta; Hemiptera; Aphididae.